Messenger RNA from Culex pipiens pallens (northern house mosquito), 1939 nucleotides. Its product is annotated as activating signal cointegrator 1 complex subunit 2 homolog. The record is from RefSeq and is a predicted model, not a curated record. The coding region runs from base 400 to 1824 and encodes 474 amino acids. Lineage: Eukaryota; Metazoa; Arthropoda; Insecta; Diptera; Culicidae. The transcript is spliced from 5 exons.
AAAUUAUUUAUCGUUUGACCGCCGAACGGAACGGAUCGCGACGUUUGUUGGGAAAUUGUGUCACCAAAUAGUUUGAAACCCAGGAAAACGUAGUGAUAACACGUUGAUUUGCGAAAUAACCAGCAAUGAAAGCAAUGAAUCUUCAUUCCAAGUGGGUUGGUGUAACUUUCCCGCGGUAACGCGAGCACAUGUGCAACAAAACAAUGAAAGUGGAAACCAGUUGGCCCUUCUUUCGAGAGCUUGGCUGAUAACGAUUCGUGUUUUUAUUUCUGAGGAAAGAGAAAGAAGUGUUCAACAAGAAAAUUGAUAGAUUUCCAUUUAGUGUGUAAUUUUUGGUGAUUGAUUUGGGAGCGAGUGUGUGUAAAAAGCAGAGCAAAUCAAAAAGCAAUCGUUGAAAAUAUGGUUAAGCCAGCGUCUAGAAUAGUGAUCAAGUUUCUCGAAUUACUAGGAUGUGUUGCGUGCAUUAUCACUAAAAUCAUCACCGAUCACGAGUCGCGGCGAGUGUUCGUGAGGAAUCAAAAAUUAUCUAGAGAAUGGAGUCUGAUUCACAAUGUCACCUGGAGCAGCGGUGGCAACGCAUUUACCAAUAUCGUCUACGGCGGUUACACGAUAGUCAUCGCACUAAUGCUAAUCACAAGAUGUGUGGACGCCAAAUCCCGACCGACGCUGUUCGAGAAGAUUAUUCUAUCGCUGGGCACGCUAUUGUUCUUCGCCGCCGGUGGUCUCGUUUUCGCCUCCAUCGACCAGGUUCACCCGGACCUCCAUGACAACGCCAUCAUCCUGGGCUGCCUUUCGUUCCUGGUCGCCAUACUGUUCAUCAUCGACCUGGCCGACCCCCUUGCCCGCAUGACCUCACACAUGUCCCAGACGGAGAGCGCUGGUAUUUCACCUCAACACGAACUGCCUCCGGAGAAGCGCACCCUCAAGAAGGACGUCUCCACGGACACGGUUGAACCUGCAACGGUGACAGCUCAACCGGUGUAUCUGAUCGAACAGGACCAUGACCGGUAUAGGGACGCCGUUGGACCGGAUCGGCACGGUCACCACCAGGACUAUCCCGACGGGGCGGCUGGGAUGUUGAUCGGGAACCAGGGCUAUCGAGAGCACCGGGAUGAACCGGAACGGAGGAGUUACCGGCGGGAACCCCAGCGCCGUUACUUCGACCGGGACGAACCGGAACGUCGCAGCACGGAGUCCAUCGUGGAGCGCAAGAUUCUCCCCUCGGUGCAGGUUCCCGUGUUCGCCCACGUGCGAGCCGCCGAAGAGAGCCGUCGAAUCGCCGGGAAGGAGAUUCAGUAUCUACCGAUUCGGUACGAACGGCGGGAGUACCGUGACGCCGGUCAACCGCGUCCCCAGCACCAGCACCAAUCGAAGGCACCUCCACCGUCCUACCACGACAACGAUUCCUUCGUGGAGGACAUAACCCCGUCGCGACGAAGCACGUACGUUCCCGGCGACAAGUACGACAACGAUGUGGUGAUGCCGGUGCACAACCCACGGCCAAGGCCGCCACCUCCAGCAAAACCAUCCACGGCCUCACCGUCAAACUCCGCCAACUCCAGCUGUGACGGUUGUCGGUGUUCCCAGCGGAGUUCCCCACCCAAAAAGACCGGAGGUUUUCAGAGGCAAGUUCAACAGAAGCCUCAAAAGCAUCAGCAGCAUCAACAUCACCAGCAAGAUCAGCAGCAGCAGCAGCCGCCGAUGCGGGACGAGCCGGACCAGGUGCCGAUUAAACCUGGGUACGUGGCGAACGUGGCCCGGAAGUGGGACGAUCGGGUGCGCAGCAAAAGUCAGCCCAUCAUCGGGUUGAACACGAUGGUUUAGAAGCUGACGAUUGGGAAGGAGUGUUUUUUGAAUUUAUUUUAUUUACUAAUUUAAUUUUGUUUCGUUGCAGCAGAGUAGAUUGUAGAGUGAGAGUUUAAUAAAAAACGAUUUUCGA